Messenger RNA from Leopardus geoffroyi (Geoffroy's cat), 2470 nucleotides. It is a transcript of the gene ATCAY, whose product is annotated as ATCAY kinesin light chain interacting caytaxin. Gene Ontology annotation, biological process: apoptotic process. The record is from RefSeq and is a predicted model, not a curated record. The transcript has 13 exons. Gene Ontology annotation, cellular component: cytoplasm. Lineage: Eukaryota; Metazoa; Chordata; Mammalia; Carnivora; Felidae. Bases 390 to 1502 code for a protein of 370 amino acids.
CUGUCUUAAGGCAGCCGAGCCUCCGCCAGCUGCGAGCUGGCAGGAAGAAAACACCUCGGAGGCACGGCCGGGCGCCGGUGCCGGUGAGGGGGCGCGCUCGCAGCGGGGCGAGGGGCAGCCGGCUGACUGCGAACUGCGUCCGUUCCCCACCUCCGGACAAAAGCGCCCCCCGUCUGCGCCGCCACGUUGCUCCGGGUGACCUUCCUUGCGUGCACAGUCCGCCGCUGCGCGCACCUUCCUCGGAUGCUCUGAAGGCCCAGGGACCGCACUCGGAAGGCGAGGGAUGUCCGGCUGCGUCGGCGCGGGGCUCGCCUUUGUCUGCGCGUAACCCGCAGAGGCCGCGGAGGACUCAGCUCUGCUUCAAGCCAGCGGGCCUCUCCUCUGUUCCCAUGGGGACCACUGAAGCUACGCUCCGGAUGGAAAACGUGGACGCGAAGGAAGAAUGGCAGGACGAAGGCCUUCCCAGGCCACUCCCGGAAGAGACAGGGAUGGACCCGCUUGGCAGCCCCACGGAAGACACGUCCUCCCCUCCCAACACAUUGAACUUCAACGGAGCUCAUCGUAAGCGGAAGACACUGGUCGCCCCCGAGAUCAACAUUUCGCUGGAUCAGAGCGAGGGCUCCCUGCUGUCUGACGACUUCCUGGACACCCCUGAUGACCUCGAUAUCAACGUGGACGACAUCGAGACCCCGGACGAGACCGACUCGCUGGAGUUUCUGGGAAACGGCAAUGAGCUGGAGUGGGAAGAUGACACCCCGGUGGCCGCCGCGAAGAACAUGCCCGGUGACAGUGCAGAUCUGUUCGGGGACGGCGCAGUGGAGGACGGCGGUGCCACCAACGGGCGCCUCUGGCGGACGGUGAUCAUCGGAGAACAAGAACACCGGAUUGACCUGCACAUGAUCCGACCCUACAUGAGGGUAGUGACCCACGGAGGGUACUACGGCGAGGGUCUCAACGCCAUCAUUGUGUUCGCUGCCUGCUUCCUCCCGGACAGCAGCUCCCCCGACUACCACUACAUCAUGGAGAACCUCUUCCUGUACGUCAUCAGCAGUCUGGAGCUGCUGGUGGCCGAGGACUACAUGAUCGUCUACCUGAACGGCGCCACCCCCCGGCGGAGGAUGCCUGGCAUCGGCUGGCUAAAGAAGUGUUAUCAGAUGAUCGACAGGAGAUUGCGGAAGAACCUGAAGUCGCUGAUCAUCGUGCACCCGUCCUGGUUCAUCCGCACGGUGCUGGCGGUGUCCCGGCCUUUCAUCAGCGUCAAAUUCAUCAACAAGAUCCAGUACGUGAACAGCUUGGAGGACCUGGAACAGCUCAUCCCCAUGGAACACGUGCAGAUCCCCGAGUGCGUGCUACAGUACGAAGAGGAGAGGCUCAAGGCCAGGAGAGAGAGCGCCAGGCUGCAGCCCGAGUUCGUCCUGCCCAGGUCUGAGGACAAGCCGGAGGCGGUGCUGGCGGAGGACAGGCCUGCUCCAGCCACAGAUCAGGAAACAAGCAUGUCCUGAGGUGACAAGACUACAGAGAAGGACAAGACAGAAGAUUCCAGAUGGCAAGAAACCUCUGUCAGACGCCCUCUGGUCCUGGACCUCCCCCCCGCCUUGUCCUGACGCCCCUGUCUUUGCAGGGGGCCAGUCCCCGCCAUCCAUCUCUGAAACCCAGCAUCCUUUUGAGCUGCUUGAAAACGUUUUUGUUUCGUUUUGUUUUCAAACAACGUGGUAUGUUCCGGAAAAGGACCUGGUUCUCAGCCCUCCACACUCACGAGCUCGCGGCCGAGAAGGGGAAGACGGCCCAGGGCGUGGCCCGUGUGCCCUCGACGGCUUCAGAGACCCCCUCCUCGCCCUCACCGCCACCAUCACUGCACAAAGUCCUGGUUCAAGACCCUUCUCUUGUUUGUCACCUGGCCCACCCCAGAGCCACGGAUGCCCGCCAGCUCCUUGGCCGGAUCUGGACUCGUUCUUGUGCCUUUUCUCCUAGAACACCCCCUGCGGCCCUGGGCACGUGGCCCGGAAGCUCAGCACCCCCAGCAGCGCUGUGCCCCGGGGACCUCCCGUCCCGGCACCUCAUGGCUUUACACUUGACCAGCUCCCCUCGCCUUCAUCUCCCAAUCUUCUUUGGGAUUAAUGGAGUCCACGAUGGCACACGCGAGCUGCUGAGAAUCACCCCUGCCCCGCAGUUGCAAACCCGCCCCCCCUUCUAGAACAUUCUCAAGCCCCUUUAAUGGACGCCACACCACAGGGCAAUCCUGAUCAAUACCUCCUACUGAGGGAAUGAAGUGUCCCCACUUUCCUGCCCCCCCCCCAACACAGGGUUGGGAUGAGCCCCUCAGGUUCCCGCCAUGGGAAACCGGCUCUGAACCGCGAUACAGGAAGAUACAGGUUUAUUACAGGUUUUGAGUGUUUCGAAGUUCACUUGGGAAAAUAAAUCCCAGUGGCCUGGAUGCUAUUGAGACCUGCGGUCAAAGGAGGUAAAUUUA